UAAUUUACCACAGUAGGGAAUACCUCAACAUGAGACAUAAUUGAAGCGGUCUACAACAUUCGAUUCUCCCAUCUCCAUGGAAGACCUUCCUCCACCGCUGCUCCUCGAGAUCCUGAGUCGUCUCGGAGAUUCGGAGGACUUGGCUCGGUGCCGAGUCGCUUCGAAGACCCUGAACUCAAUUGCUCGUGAUAUCCGAUCCAUUAAUCUCCAGUGUUCCUAUGAUAGAUAUACCAAAUCGCGUUCUCCUCAUACCCGCUCCUCGAUCACGCCUUUCAAGGAGAUUUUCAUUAAACUAAUCUCCAAUUUGGAAAUCGUCGAAAGCGUUUCCAUGGGCGUUGAGAAGCCGCUCCGGUAUGGGGCGUACGAUGAUACGGAGGAUGAGGAGUCUGAUUUGUACUUGAGUGAUGAGACUUUUUCUAUGGAGUGGUUGCCAAAGGUGUGUAGAGAACUGAAAUCGAUUUCGAUAUCGGAUUUUUGGGUUCAGUCUUGCUGGCGCCGAUCCGAUGUGCUAUCCGUUAUUUCUUCCCAUUGUCUUAAUCUUUCAGAUUUAGAUGUCAAGAAUGCAUGGCUAUCGGUUGAUGGCCUAAAUCCAAUGCCAAACCUCACAAGUUUGACACUUGAAUUCAUUAGAUUGGAUGACGAGGACUUGAACAAGAUCAACGAAUCUUUCCCUUCAUUGCAAGAUCUUAAUUUGAUUGGGGUGGGAGGACUUAGAGAACCCAGGAUUCAUCUCAUGCACCUCAAAACAUGUCAAUGUAUAGUGUCUAAUGCUCCAAAUUCAUUAGCCAUCAUUGCACCCAAUCUUGUUAAGCUCAAACUUGUAUGUGUGAAGCCAAAGCUGCUUUUGAUUGAGACUCCAUUGUUAUCUGAUCUACAUCUCUCUAUUGAGACUGCUGGCAACUUCAAGGUGAAAAACUUACAUGACUUGAGAAAGCUUCAUCUUGAAUCUGCUGGCCUCCGCAACCUACUUGGUACAUUUCCUUUUGGUAAAACAGUUAGGAAUCUAACUGUCGUCUCAACAAGGUGGGAAGUGCCAGUUGGUAUAUCUAAGUCCACCUUUGAGUUGUUGCUUAAUGUUUUCCCGAAUGUAAGCUCUCUCACUUUGACCCCUGGGGCUUGGUCAGAAUUUGAAACAUAUCCUGGCCUGGGUGGUUUAGAAUCCAGGCAUCAGAUGAAGGAGUUGAAAAUAAUAACUGCUUAUUUAACAGUGAACGAUAUUGAGAUGACAAUAUCAACCGUUUUCUCUAUAUUGGAGAAUUGUCCUAAACUGUCUGACAUGGCAUUGCUGAUACACCGUGAUGUAGUUUCUAAUGUCACCAACAACCUUAUUUCAAGAUGCAUGGCGCAUUGCUCUAGAAUAAGAUGGAAAUGGGGUCUGUGGAAAGAAGAAACAAAAGAUGCUUGGAUAACUGAUGGUAUUUAGCGACUUUGAGUUUGCAGUGUGUGGCAUAUCUGUCAAACCUCCUUUUCAGGCUGAUUUGAGACGUAAAGAUGUGCUAUUUUUCUUUGUUGUCAACUUUCUCGUAUGUUCCUAAAGAAUAAACGAAAUAUUCAUCGAAUCAAUGCUGUUGAAUUCAGGAGAACCAUUUGAUUCCAGGAAACGUGAAAGGCUCAGUCAUGCAUUUCUGAAGAGGUACACAACUUGGUUAAAAGUAGUGGAUCAUUGUGUUAACGUUAGCUUUAGCCAGCGUUUGGAUGCUGAAGAUUGGAAUUAGGUCUGUUCUCUAUGCUUUUAUGCCAUGUAUAUAUAUUUUCUGUUUACUGCCAAUUAUGUAAGCUGUGAUUCAUGUAUAUAGCGUUUUCCUUUGUUUUAAAUGGAAAUGUAAAUCUAUUUCAAUAAUAUAUAUAAAUAUUUCACUUGGAAAUG
Messenger RNA from Olea europaea var. sylvestris, 1867 nucleotides. Its product is annotated as F-box/LRR-repeat protein At4g29420. The transcript is spliced from 2 exons. Gene Ontology annotation, molecular function: protein binding. Lineage: Eukaryota; Viridiplantae; Streptophyta; Magnoliopsida; Lamiales; Oleaceae. The coding region runs from base 77 to 1423 and encodes 448 amino acids. The record is from RefSeq and is a predicted model, not a curated record.